AUGAUCAAAGGCUUGGCUUCUCAUUGGGCCUUUAACUGUCGCUACAUCAUGGCCAUCUCCUGGCAUGACGGUAGCGGUGGCCGCGAGGACCUUGAGUCUCACGAAGCCGAAGUUCACGGGAUGGAUAGCAAAACCCGUGCUCCAUUUCUCAAUCCCAAGAGCCUCAAAAAGUUAUUCCGUCGCAACGCUUACCCAGAAUAG
Fusarium tjaetaba is the source of this 201-nucleotide messenger RNA. RefSeq lists its product as uncharacterized. The transcript has 2 exons. The record is from RefSeq and is a predicted model, not a curated record. Lineage: Eukaryota; Fungi; Ascomycota; Sordariomycetes; Hypocreales; Nectriaceae. Bases 1 to 201 code for a protein of 66 amino acids.